This is a messenger RNA of Racocetra persica, 298 nucleotides long. The record is from the annotation of a GenBank genome assembly. NCBI's taxonomy places the organism in Eukaryota, Fungi, Glomeromycota, Glomeromycetes, Diversisporales, Gigasporaceae.
AUGCUAUAUCUAUUCAUAACAGUUAAGCGUGAGUCUCAAACCCCAUCCACAAUAUUAUCAAACACUUUGUUUGAAAUAGAUGAUCAUCUUACAUUUCAAGAACUUUUACAACAAGCUGAUUGUGAAUAUCAAAGCCAUGAGAUAGUUAAAGUUGAAAUUCGUUGUGUAGGAAGUAAUCAGUAUUAUACUGUUGCAUCAGAUGGAUUAACUCAAUCAGUUAGUUCUUGCAAUCAAUCGGAUGCAUUUAAUAUUAUGAUGGAACGUUCUAUACAGCAUUCUCUUCCUCCACCAAAAUCUG